Molecule: messenger RNA, 7116 nt
Organism: Branchiostoma belcheri (Belcher's lancelet)
Lineage: Eukaryota; Metazoa; Chordata; Leptocardii; Amphioxiformes; Branchiostomatidae
Product: protein FAM193A-like
Exons: 24
Coding region: 150-5363 (1737 amino acids)
Source: RefSeq, a predicted model, not a curated record
ACGUGCUAGGCAUGCCGGGUAAAAGUUGAUGUAUUCGCCAUAUUGGAUUUUCUGAGUGUCAACUUGGGUCGGGUUUCAAGAAGGAUACACACUUUUAACUGUAUUUCAUACCGAAAUCCACCUUCACUGGGAUUUCUACUCGAAACCAGAUGAGCAGAAUGUCCCCGGCAGAGAAUAAAAGAGCCAAAAGACGCAGGGCUAAACGCACAGGGACGAAAUUGGGCCGACCAACCAGGCCCCUGGCACCGAGGAACACAACUGCUACUGAUGAGCCAUUAGACCUGAGUACCAGGGGGAAGGAAGGAGACCCAAUGGGACAGAUGCCCCAGACAGUUUUUGGCCAGCCCCUCCAGCUGAACGCUGAGCGCUGCCUCCUGUGUCGGUGUGAGAGGAAGGACCCUGUCCUCCCCCCUGCCAGCGAUGGUUCCACCUCGGGAACGUCCUUCGACACACAAGGACUGGCUCAGGUCCCCCUGUGGGUGUGUCCUGACUGUCGGAGAAGUGUGGAGGAGGAGGAGAGGAAGGCAGCACUGGAACCAUCACUGCUGCCCCAGGACCUGUUCAUGCCGUCCUCCGUCCCGUAUCUCACGCCGGUCCCUGACCUGGGCGCCGGAGCAGGCCUGGUGACGUCCUCGUCUGAGCCCACCACUCCUAAUGGCAGUGGCUGCAACUGUGAGGCCUGCAAGGAGAGAAGGGAGAUAGCAGCUGAGCAGGAGAGAGAGACCCAGGAGCUGCAGCAGUGUUGGACGGAAGUUAGGCACAUGGUGCGAUGUGUCUACAGGGAGGCGGGCACUUCUCUGGCCGCUGAGGAGAGUCGUGAGCUGCAGAUGGACACAGACAAGAUGAAGCAGCUGGUGGGCAGGUUGUGUUCACGUGACCCCCACCAGCUGUACCAGAGGCUGGAGUCCCAGGGGAGAGAGUACGUCAUCGAGAUGAAGGUUCGACUCCUCAAGCAGCUCACUUCAGGUCACAAGACCCCCCCUCAGGCCAGACAGUUCAUCGCCAUGUUGCUGGAUGAGUACAGUGCUCUGUGCGAGGCCGCCAGGCUCCUCACCCCGGCUCUGGACGAAAUGGAGAAGGGUCACCUGUCCAAGUUCCAGCUGACGUGGGAGUUUGUGAAUAAGCACCUGUUCCACAGUAUUAUCUACACAGACCCACUGGUACAGAACAGUGUGCCUGCCCUCAUCACACAGCUCAGGUUGGGUGCAGCGUCUAAGGAGUCUUACCAUGAAGACACCUACCCCAAUGUGCUGCACAGAUACCUGAAGUUUGAUGAUGAGAUGACGAUGGUACAGAUGACAUGGAGAGACUGUCAGCAGCUCAUCGAUGAGUACACAGAGGAACAGGCAACACUGAAGGCCAAGCAGAGAAUGCUGAAGGAAGACUGGGAAUUCUUCAAGGCCCAGAGGAAACUUCUGGAAGCACAGACCAAGAAGAAGAAGUCGAGCCAUUCCGGGUCUAGCAGCAGCAGCUCCAUGGAGAAGGCCACGCCCAGCCUGACCGACACAGUCCGCCAGCUGUUCUCCAGCGGGAAGACCAACUCUGAGGAGUGCCAGUGUUCACACUGCAAGAGUAAAAGGUACAGUACAGAAAGGUGCCCGUGUGAUGAGUGCAGUUUGUCCCACAUGUUGUCCGCCGGCAUCCCAGACUCCGACAUCACCGAGGAGUUUAACUUCCAGCCCCCUCCCCUGCCCCGGGACCCCCUCCCCGACCCCCUGGAGGACAUCAGACCCCCCAGCAUGUCCUCCCCGAGCUCCUCAGGCUCCGAGUCCUCAUCUCCUGUCGCCCCGGAUACGCACCACCCCGGCCUCAACUUUGCACCCAUCUCUCCUGUAGACCUUGGUGAGGACGCAGAAGACCUGAGUUCUCAGAAGGGCCUGUUGUCGAUGCCACUCCUGUUCCACGGAGAGGGUCUAGCCGAUCUCCACACUCCCACACUAGACGGUCACGACGCUGACUACAAGUGGCAGAAAUGGGAAGACUUCGCUUACCACAACACGGGGAUCAUCAACCAAGAUACUCUGCAAUGGGAAGAUGUGAAGCUCAGCCUCACCCUCAACCUGGAGCACGGGAGCAAAAACGCGUCGUCGGAGAACGGGGUGAAGGGGGACUCGGAGAACGACCAACAGGACGACAACGAGGACAGCUCGUCCGGCAGCCUCUCCCGCAAGGACUCCUCCGCCUCCUCCUGCCAGGCCUCAUCCGUGGACAAGGACGAGGACGAUGAUGGGGAUGAUGGGGAUGAGGAGGAGGAGGAUGAGGAGGAGGAUGAUGAGGAGGAGGUGGAGGAUGAUGAGGAGGAUGAGGACGAAGAUGACGACGAUGAUGAUGACGAUGGGGACAUGUCGGAGGACCAGUCAGAUGGGGAGGAGGAAGAUGAGGAGGAGGAUAAGGAGACAACAGCUGAUGUGGAGAAAAAGGCCGACACGCUGGAUGUCACCAACGGCGUCACGCCCUGCGAAUGUUACGUGUGUCUGCAGGGGAGACUGGAUGCCGCCCAGGACGCUGCGGCGGCCUCCAUCACGCCUCACUUCCCCACCGACGCCGCCUCCUUCCCCACCACCCUGGAGGGCCUGCACCUCUACCCCCACAUCCACGGCCACUCCCCCCUCGUCCCCACGCACAUGGGCCACUCCGUGCGACCCCUCAUCCACCCCCACCUCUACAACCUCUACGCAAAACAGCCCCGCACCAAGCGGCACCCCUUCAACCUGGACCUGGACACGCCCGAGGCGCUUCACGAGCACAUCUACCACGCGUACGGCGAGUGGGACACGUCCUACGACAGCUCCAAGUUCAUGCUGGGGUCCAGCAAGUACAUGGGGAGCUUCGGGACCGAGCUGCUGGCGCCGGGGGACGUCCCAUUGUUCAACGGGACGGGGUUCGCGAUAGACCCUGCCCUGAGCCAGAUGAACCCUCCCCUGGCGGACCCCAUCCCCCUCCCCCUGACCACAGUGCCCGGUGUUACGUCCGUCAGUACGUCAGCGUCUGAAGCCUCCACCCCGGCCUCCACGGCGGCCAGCUCCCCCCAGAAGGCGCAGGACGUGGCGCAGUCCGAACUAACGUACGACCAGCCACCGCCCUCCUUGUUAGACGGGUGCCAGAAGAAUAAGAACGUUGUUCCCCCGUAUCCGCCCUCUACGCACCACCACAACCCCCCGCCCGGGGCGUUUGGCAUGGUAAACCCUCCUGUGUCCCUGCCUAACCUCGCUGACAACCCGUACUGCUUCAAGCACAAGCCGCCCAUGCCACUGUUGCCUCCGUCGCACCCUCAUCCCCCUACGAGUAGCUCAACAUCGACACCGCCCGCCAAACUCACUGCCGAGAUCCUGAGGUCCGCAGCUGUCAACGCAGCUAUCGAAGAAGCAGCACGAGCUUCAGGAGACCAGAGAGUGCCGACCGCGCCGCCCAGCGCGACAGGCUGCCAGAGAAACCACCUGAGCGCACCUGCACACAAGCACCACCACCCGCACAGCCACCCGCAGCCCCCAACACCUGCACCUCGCAGCUGUGCCUCCUCCAACGCACUGGCAAAUAUAGCAACAUCCUCAAAUGGCUGUAGUGACCCAGACUGUCUGGAUGGCCACAGCCACGGUGAGGACGCCCCAGACGACAGCUGCUCGGAGAAGAGCAGCUCCACCGUCAACUCCAGUAACCAGAAGGACGGGAAGUAUUGCGACUGCUGCUACUGCGAGUUCUUUGGACACGGAGGGCCGCCCGUGGCUCCUACCAGCCGGAACUACACGGAGAUGCGAGAGAAGCUGAGACUGAGACUGACCCAGAGGAAGCAGCCCAAGUCGGAGGAGCGUCCCAUCCCCGUCUCCCAGCCGCAGUGCGUCAAGAGCCAGUCAUCGGAGAAAAUCGACUCCCGCGAGCUGGAGGAGCUUCUCAAUUUCAUCAACGGCGGUGAGGAGGAGGGGUCACCUAAAACCAGCUCCAGAGCAGCCAAGAGAGCGCGCCGCAAGCAGAGAAAGCUUGCGGAGGAGCAGGCCCGUCUGGAGGAGGAGGCCCGUCAGCUGGAGCUGCAGCGUCAGAAGGAGGAGGAGGAGAGAAGGCAGAAGGAGGAGCAGGAGAGACUACUGCAACAACAGCAGCAGAAAAACAACAAGAAGAAGAGGAAGAGCAAAACCUCCAAUUCUGCCGUCUCCGGGGGGAACAACAAGACCUCAGCAGGCUCAAACAUCAUGGGCACGGAGACUCUCCAGCCUAACGUAAAAAACCCAGUAGCCAGUAAAUCAGACAAGGGUCAGCAGAACAGAGUUACGCAGCCGCCGCCGCCUCCUCCCAUUGGCCAGGAGACCUGCCAACAAAACGGUUCCCUGAAGAGAAAGAAGAGGAAAGCCGGCAAUAGGUCCCCGUCCAUCCCGGAGAACAGGUCCAGCUCGGAGUCGCCACAGUCGGACCAGAGAGACAGGGUAAAGUCGGAGCACGCUCCCCGGCACCUCAAUCACAAAAUAGCUCCUGAGCGGCCGGUCAAUCCAAAAGCUCAUCCCCCUCAAGAAGCAGCCAACCACAAGCAGCUGAAUGGCAGGGCUACCAACAACAAGUUGGCCAACGGGCUGGCAGCUCAGCAGAAGGUUGUGAAUGGCCAUGUGCCCAAUCAGAAAGCAAUUAACAUCAAGGCAGCCAGCCAGAAGUUGGUUAACGGACAGUGUGCCAACCAGAAGGUUGUAAGCAGCUUGGAAAUCAGCCAGAAAGGUUUAAAUCAUGGCCAGGCCAAGAGAGCGAAUUGCACCGUGGCCGUUCACCCGGUCAGCAAGGGUACAAAAGAGCAAGAACCGACCAGUGGGAAGCAGCACAACCUUGCCAAGACCUCUGCAGAAAAGAGACCGGAGAUGAACGGCGUUUCGGAGCCUCCCAAUAAAAAACAGCCCGGCAAACAGCCGCCGCAGGUGCAGCCACACGACAAGCAGCAGCUACCCAACAAACUGAAGGGCAACAAACCCGGCAAGGAUGGCAAGACUCUGGACAGAGCUCUGGAGGAGAGACUAAAGUCAGAGGCACCGGCCAACCACAAGGCGCAGCGGGCACAGCCCCUACCCCGGGGAAAGCACCCCUCCCCAACCCCCUCCCCCACUGGCAGCGAGUCCCCCACUCCACAGGGUAAGACGUCCCCCAACGGCACCAAGAACAAGAAGAACAAGAAAAAGAACAAGAAUGCCAGCCCCAUGAGUGUGAUAGAUGAUAUCUUCAUGCCAAAAGAUGAGCCUGAGACUGCUGAGCUGGAUGACUUUGAGAAAGAACUGGAGGCCUUCAAAAGAUUCUGCAUGAAUUCUGUGCCCAAGGAGCAGAAGGAGAAAGUCCACGUCAACAUGAAGGACAUCAUCAUCAAGGGCAAGUCCUCAGCAGUCCACGCCCACUGAACCUUAACCUUUGACCCUUGGGUGGAGCAGAAGGUGAAAGUUCAUGUCAACAGGAAUGAUGUCAUCAUGGGCAGGUCAUCCAGCAUCCAUGCCAGCUGACCCUUGACCUCUGACCCUUAUUGGGGAACAGGUCAAAAUGUCAUGUAUGAAAAAUAUCAUGAAGGUCAAGGCUGUCCUGUGCUAAUAAUGUUGACCUCUGACCUUUAACCUCUGCACAAAAGUAGGCAUCUUCCAAGCAACUUUAGUUUGUUUCAUUUUUACUGACUUGAUUUUCAUGGUAGACAAGCUGUGCUAUAAGGAUAUAAUAGCUUGUUAAGAAAAAUUCCUACAAUGCUGCAUUAUUAGCAGCACAUGAAGUUGAUAUGUACAUGCUCCUUUCCUCAAAAAUUAUUUUACCUUAUUUUAUGUGGCAUCCAACAUGUAUUAUUUUAGGUUGGAGUAACUAUAGUAUUUUACUUUGUUUUAUCCUUUAACUGUGCAUCAACUUCUGUACUUCAGCUUGUAAGGAAAAGCUUGGAAGAUGUCUACUAACCAUCACCAGCCCCUCCACACCAAGCACAGAUCAGUCCUCACGAUUUAACUCUCGGUCUCAUUAUUGUCUUCCUUCUGUUGAUUAGUAGAACUAUCACAGUGUUGGUCUUCCUUGAGUUAGUUUAGAGCAGAGCUGUUCAAUCCCAAAGUUUGGUUGUCAAGUCAAGGUGUUUGAGAGACACCAGACACAGUAGAUGCUUGCUAGGCUAGUUAGGAUAGACUAGUUUUUCAUGUAUCCCUAUGCAAUAGUUAGGUUCAAAUUGCUAAGUAGUAGUAGAGAGGUUCACUCAGCAGCUAAGGCAAGAUAACACAAUGCAGCUUCUUUUUAUCUUGCACCUAUGGAGAGUACUUUGAUUGAGAUGCUGUAGAUAGAUGCCUAGUGUGCCAGUAGACAAGCCGUGAAGUUGGAAGACACUACAGUAUGUUGAUGACAUGUUGGUUAGGGUUGCACAUAGCAAAGCUGAUGUUUAGAUAGAUUCAUGCUGGUGUGGAGGGGUCAGGGGGACUAGUGCGUGAAGGAAAUCCAGUUGUUUGGGGGACUAGAUCGCUUUGUGCCGUUGGGAACUGUUAUGUGGAGUAGAUACAUGUGUACCCAACAUUGAAAUGGGAGCCAAUGUUGAGAGGGAAACUGGGGAGGGGGGUUGAUUCCAUACGACAAGAGGAACGGGAGAACCAAGACUCAGUGUUACAUCACUGUAUGACCUAUGACCUCUACUACUGUGGUUGCCACGCGAACCACAGCCUACUCGCUCGACCCCUUCUUGUCUGCACUGCAAAGACGGAAACGAUUUCGCACCGAGCCCGCGAUGAAUGUAUGCUGCCCGUAUCGAAAAACCCGCUCGCUACAACUACAACUACUUUUACUGACUACUACAGCUAUUAUACUACUACUACUACUACUUGUGACUUUUUCUAAGAGUUGUACUGGAAUCAAAGUCGACCAGUAGUGCAGGCACUAGUGCCUACUUACAGCUGCAACUUUUGUUCUGACUAGCGUAUAGCAAAAUGUAAUGGCAAAGAGAGAGAGAGAGAGAGAAAUAGAGUAAAAAAUUGUACUUGCUUUUAGCAUCUCUUGAAUUUGAAUAGAAUAUUCUUGCCUGGAGAGAGGAGCCAGUGAAGACAGGAGUUUGAAUGCAUGUGACUGGAGUAACUGCCACAUUGUUAAUAAGAAUAGUAUGAGAGAUUGCACAACAUUAACAAUUAAAGAUAGCUAACCAUUGUA